Pseudophryne corroboree (corroboree frog) is the source of this 1234-nucleotide messenger RNA. Its product is annotated as manganese-dependent ADP-ribose/CDP-alcohol diphosphatase-like. Gene Ontology annotation, molecular function: ADP-ribose diphosphatase activity; manganese ion binding; CDP-glycerol diphosphatase activity. Bases 165 to 836 code for a protein of 223 amino acids. The record is from RefSeq and is a predicted model, not a curated record. The transcript has 2 exons. Lineage: Eukaryota; Metazoa; Chordata; Amphibia; Anura; Myobatrachidae.
AGGCCUGUGCCUGCUAGUCAUGUAAUGGGAGGAGGUCUGAGGCUGGCUGCUCCUAUAAGAGACGAUAUUAGUCUCACUCGCUGUGUGUGCGUGACUGCAGAGUCUCUCCCUACAGCAGCAGUAGUAGUCGUGCGUGGGAGCUGCCGGUGCCCAGCAAUGACCUUAUGACAGGCCGUCGCCAGUCACACAGACAGCACAGCAGCAUGCCGGAGGCAGAGAAUGCAGUAAAUAAAGGAAUGGACGAAACUUCAAAACCGCUAUUUACUUUUGGCAUCAUUGCUGAUAUCCAGUAUGCCGACAUAGAUGACAGAUACAAUUACGUCAAGACCAGGAUGAGAUAUUACAGGAACAGCCUUUCUCUGCUCCAAAAAGCAACUGGACAAUGGGCCUCAGAAACGGUCAAGCCUACAUUCAUCCUGCAGCUGGGAGACAUCAUAGACGGCUUCAAUGUUCAGUAUAAUGCAACUGAAACUUCACUGACAAAAGUCCUGACCGAGAUUGAAAAACUGAAAAUCCCAGUCCACCAUAUUUGGGGAAAUCACGAAUUCUACAACUUCAGUAGGAAGCAACUAUUGGAGUCAAAACUGAAUAGUAUGCCACUGAAGGAUGCGUUGACGACCUCUCCAGAAAACAAUGAUCACCUGGACUCCUUUUAUGCUUAUCAUUUCAGUCCUUUUCCUAAAUUUCGAUUACUUUUAAUUGACUCGUUUGACUUCAGUGUCAUUGGGAGAGAUCCAUCAAGUCACAAACAUGUAAAGUCUUUAAAGCUUCUGAAGCAGAAGAAUCCAAAUAAGGAUAUGAACAGUUCAGAAGGUACAGUAUGUACAGGGAGAUAGCUCCGCCCCUUUUUCGGGGACUUUUCUCCCGCUUUUUUAAGGAUUCUGGCAGGGGUAAUUACCACAUAUAUAGCCUUUUGGGCUAUAUAUUGUGAUUGUUUUGCCAGCCAAGGUGUUUUUAUUGCUGCUCAGGGCGCCCCCACCCAGCGCCCUGCACCCUCAGUGACCGGAGUGUGAAGUGUGUAUGAGGAGCAAUGGCGCACAGCUGCAGUGCUGUGCGCUACCUUGUUGAAGACAGAAGUCUUCAUGCCGCCGAUUUUCCGGACCUCUUCUUGCUUCUGGCUCUGUAAGGGGGACGGCGGCGCGGCUCCGGGAACGAACACCAAGGCCAGUUCCAUGCGGUCGAUCCCUCUGGAGCUAAUGGUGUCCAGUAGCCUAAGAAGCCCAAGCUAGCUGCA